AGCGCCAGCGUUGCGUCACACGAGGAGCCUUAAAAAGGGCGCGGGCGGCGGCGCCGCGGAGCGGAGCAAAGCGGGACGAUGCGGAUGAGGAUGAGGCGGUGUUCGGGCGGCAGUUGCGGGGAGCCGGGGCCGCCCAGGAAGGCAUCCAGGAGAAAGUGCGUCCUUGUUGACCAUCACACCUGAAAGCGGCCCUGCACUGGCCCAGAGGUGACCAUGGCAGCCGAGGGGCUGCCUACGGGGGCACCUGCCAGCACACUGCCCAGCUGGGAGCUGGAGGCCUGGUACCAGGACCUGCAGGAGGUGCUGGCAGCAGCAGAGCCCAGUGGACCCUCCCUACCCUGGGGGGCUGACCAGGCUCCGCUGUGGGGCAUGGAGGGGGCUGGCUGUAGUCCAGAGGGCUGCGAGCUGGAUGCAGCCCUGGCCGCUGAGCUGUUGGAGCUGCUGGGGCCAGAGAGCACAGCUAGCACAGAGCCAGCGGGACCACCAGGCUCGGCCUCCAGCAGGAGCUCCCCAGCCCAGCUGGGCACAGAGGAGGAUGAGGCAGGGGCAGCUGCAGGCCAUGGGGUGAAGAGAAAGAGGCGCAGUGGCAUGGCGGCAAGCAGGGAGCUAGCCAAGCGACGGGAGUGGGCCAAUGAGCAGCGGGUGCUGGAGCUGACGUCCCACAACGAGCAGCUCCGGGAAGAGAUCCGGCGGCUCAGCGCGGAGGUGGAACGCACGCGGGCAGCCCUUAUCGACCGUAUUGUGAACCUCCGACGGGCUUAAGCACUGAUGCUGCCCUACAGCCAGUGGGGCAAGGACUCUGCUGACCUUGUGGACCUGGGGGGCAGCCAUGAACUGGAGCGGCACUGCCCUGCUGGCACAGACUAAUGCUGUGGGGAGGGUGCUGCUUCCAUACGUGAUUUGUACAGUUUUUGCAUUUUAUUACACCCAUAUAACCACU
Grus americana (Whooping crane) is the source of this 940-nucleotide messenger RNA. RefSeq names its product DNA damage-inducible transcript 3 protein-like. Gene Ontology annotation, molecular function: transcription factor binding; protein heterodimerization activity; RNA polymerase II cis-regulatory region sequence-specific DNA binding. Gene Ontology annotation, biological process: intrinsic apoptotic signaling pathway in response to endoplasmic reticulum stress; ER overload response; negative regulation of transcription by RNA polymerase II. Bases 214 to 762 code for a protein of 182 amino acids. The record is from RefSeq and is a predicted model, not a curated record. Gene Ontology annotation, cellular component: CHOP-ATF4 complex; CHOP-C/EBP complex; CHOP-ATF3 complex. The transcript is spliced from 4 exons. Lineage: Eukaryota; Metazoa; Chordata; Aves; Gruiformes; Gruidae.